Messenger RNA from Melanaphis sacchari, 3116 nucleotides. RefSeq lists its product as uncharacterized. NCBI's taxonomy places the organism in Eukaryota, Metazoa, Arthropoda, Insecta, Hemiptera, Aphididae. The transcript is spliced from 9 exons. The record is from RefSeq and is a predicted model, not a curated record. The coding region runs from base 463 to 2175 and encodes 570 amino acids.
AACGGACGCGCGCGCGGCACCUUUAUAAAAACCUCGAACUCCGAGUCCUCCGUCCGCAGAUAAUAUGUAGCCGCGUCCCGUCCUACCGCUGCGACAGAUCCGAUCGCUGGAUCUCUCCCGUGUCCGAAUAAUAAUUGUUGUUGUUGUCGUUUUGAGUGAGCGCGGAUAUAACAUACAUGGUACCUGGUUUCCGGGUACCUGGCCGCCGAUGUCACCAUCACUACCUCCACCACCACCACCGCUACCACCAACACCGCCACCAUCGACCGCCGCCGCCGCCGUUCAUCCCCUCGUAAAUCGUGUGUGUUUACGCAGAAAUCACGAUACGUUUUACCCGCGUUAACCACCCCCACUACCGGUCGGAACCAAACGUCCGCCACUACCUAUACGCAUAUAUACACGAUACAUAGUCGCCAGUGUUCCACGACUUAUAAAUCGGAUCUGUUGGAAAGAAAGGUUAAAAUGUCAACGAUAUCAAGUUUUUGUGAUAUUUUGAUGGUAAAAGUGGUUGGAGACCCUGAUUGGAGGCAAAGAUUUGUCGUGCUCAGCAAUAGUACACUAUGGAUUUAUGGGGAUGAUCAAGAUCCUCGAAGGACAAAAAUUCACGCAGUAAGAGACCUAGCAGUAUGCCGAAGAAUUUGUGAUGGAAGUCACUUAGUCUUGCAUAUUAAAAACAUAGCUAAAUUGGAUUGGUUUAAGAUAAAAUUUAACACAGAGAAACAACUAAUUGCUUGGAAGAAACGUAUGCGACAAGUAAAAGAAGCUUGGAACGAAGAGACUUAUUUUCAAUACCUUAAUCAAAAAUCUCAGCUCAGAUCUCCAUAUGAACCGUUAACUAGGAUAAAUCAGCAGGUGCCCAGUAAUAAACUAUCAAAACCUCCACGCUUGCCAUUUUCUAGGAGCCGUUCACUUCAAGAAAUAAUAAGUUGGGAAAAGUUACCCAUGACACUUAUUCAAGUAAAUAAGGAAAUGCUUUGUGGAAUAAACGAUAUAUACUCAAUUUUAGUCAGAGUUCGAUUAUCAAUCCUAGAAAACGAAAUGGCUUACAAUAGAGAAAUGGACAAAAUGUUAGUCGCUUUUAAAAAACGAGCUUUAUGGCCUGAUUAUUUCCUAAUGGACGACAAAUCGUUAAUUGAACAAACGCUAUCUAAAUUAAAGGAAAGUUCAGACACUCUUUUGCACGACGUCGAAGAUAUGUGGCCAGAUGCUCCUAUGGUAUUACAGAGUUUGGAUGAUCUAGCCGAUCUAUUAAUUAAACACUUGAAAUCAGUGGCAAGGACCCGAAUGAUUACAUAUUGCCAUCUUUUACGGGAUUUUAGGCCGUUUUUACGCAAUAAUUUAGAGAGCGUGGACGACAUAUACGCAGACGUGUACAGCGAACACUUUUAUAUGGAACGAGCGCUUUUGCCAAUCUUCCGGGUGUAUAAGUUAAAAGGCAUAUCUAAAAAGUUGGCGGUCAUGUUAUCUACUGAGAAAGACAUCAAUAGUGCACGUUGGAACAAGCUUUUCGACCUGUGUCAAGAGACGCUGACCGAGACGUACGGCGAGCUGUCUAGACUGUUUGGCGACUACUACGCGCUGAGCGUGACGCAGUUGUUCGCGUUCAGCGACAAGCACGCGGCGUUCGAGCGCAACGGCAACAUGAGCCUUUUCGAGAAGUUCGAACUGGCCAGGGAGGUGAGCGAGAUAUGCGACUCGGUGGUGCCGCUCAUCAAGGUGGUGAUCGUCGAGGGCGGCAAGCGCGGCGACGGCACCGCCGAGGCCGUGUCCGACGACGUGGUGGCCGCGGUGGAGGCCGCGGCGGCCGGUAACCGGCGCUGGUCCGGCGCCGAUUGUUGGGACGACUGCGACAACGGGUACGGGAAGCGGGACGGCGGCGGACUGGCCGCCCGGCCGUUCGAGAGAACGACAUGCAAAAAUCCGUUCGGCGCCAUCAUGGAAUACGACGUGGACAGGAAGGCGGCGUGCCGAAAGAACUGCGGCGGUGGCGGCAACAGGAACAACAAGAACAACAAGCUGCAGAGGAAGACCGCGGCGGCCGGCAAGUGCAUCGAGCUCAAGGUGUACUCGCGUUCCGUCAACUAUUUCCACGAACAGAUCGACGAACAAGCGGUCGGCUGCGGCGGAUUCGUCGCGACGCGCAAGCCGUCUGCCGCCUUACUGCCCAGCUGUUGAUGGGUCGCACAAUAUAUUAUUAUGUAUGAUGUGAAUGUGAAAUGUUGACACGUAUGUGUGUUUUUAAGGACCGAGAGUGGUCGAUAGGAGAGGGAUGAUGCGAUGGUUUCGUCCUCGAUCGCAAUUAUUUGGAUUUAACUAUUACUACAACAAGAGCGUCGAAAACAAUAUUAUUAUUAUUAUUUUUUUUUUUAAAUCGAAAAGCAUUACGCCUACGCAUUAUUAUAUACGCACACGCACACACACGCACAAGGCGCCUGCGACAUUUCCGGCGAUCGUCUGCAGUAUAGGUACACCGGUACGAUAUAGUGAAGUGCUCAGGUUUUUCGAAAGUAGCAGGGCAUAUAUUAUAAUAUAUGAUUUUUGACUGUUCUCAGACCACUUUAGAACAUAAAAAAAAAAAAAAAUUGAAAAAUUAAAAACAUAAUAUAUUAUACUUGCAUUCUCUCUAAAAGUGCUAGAUUAUUAUUGAUAGAUCCAUUGAUCGCGUGCGAGGAAAAUCACAACUUUCAAAUAAAUCACACAGAAAAAAUUAUUGAGUUUAGAAUUUUCAGUUAAACGAUCACUACGAGAAAUCAAUAGAUAGAAAUGAACCAAGGGGAGGGAUACAACACGUUCACACCGAAUCCGCGAGCAUGUUCGUGCACGUGCACGUGUGACAUCCACACGUGUUCAGUGCGGCGCGAUCUGUAUUCUGAUAUCACAAUCGAUCCGGUGUGACGUACCGAUAAUAUUAUAACAGUUGGGAGCAAGGCGUACACCAUUUGGGCAUUCUACCGAAAACGUCGCACGUAUGGGCGAGCAUUAAUUCCAAAAAAAAAUAAAAAAAAAAAUACUACUAUUUUUGUGGACGAGUAUGAAUAGGUUUAUACUUUUAUAGGUACUUAAAUGUAUAUUAGUAAAAAUAUUUAUACUUACUUUAAUUGUUGAAAAGAUGAAAA